UACCAUCCUCUAAAUAUGGCUAAAGUAAUCAUGGUGCCCCUGGACACCCCGUCACAGCAGAGCAAGAAGCAACAGCUGAUCGAAGAGCCUGGUCGGCCGCCGAUGUAUAAAAGGGGCGACGAGGGUCGUCCGGGACACACGCCGGCCAACCUCCGCUCCGAGACACCGUCGUCGGCUCUCUCGCUCGGGACACAAGAAUUCGCCAUGCCCUUCGUCACUGGAUUCGCGAGGCCCACCGCCGCCAGCGUCGCCGACUCAAACGGCAGUCACAAACACGAUAAAAACGUAGAAAACAACAAGAAGAACAUUAAGGCGCUGGAAGAGCAUAAGCUCCCGAAGCGCAAGGACACGAUCCCCGAGCUGGCCGCCAGCUACCGCUCCCUCCUGAAGGACCUCGGCGAGGACCCGAGUCGCGAAGGACUCCUCAAGACGCCCGAGAGGGCAGCCAAGGCCAUGCUCUUCUUCACCAAAGGAUACGACCAGACUGUUCAAGACGUGAUGAACGACGCCGUGUUCGAGGAGGACACGGAGGACAUGGUCAUCGUGAAGGACAUCGAGAUGUUCUCCACGUGCGAGCACCACCUGGUUCCCUUCUGGGGCAAGGUGUCGGUCGGUUACCUGCCCAACAAGAAGGUCAUGGGACUCUCCAAGAUAGCCAGGAUUGUUGAAGUGUUUAGCAGGAGACUGCAAGUGCAAGAAAGGCUAACCAAACAGAUUGCUCAAGCCAUCGUGGAGGCUGUCCAGCCUCACGGAGUUGCCGUUGUUGUGGAAGGAACCCACAUGUGCAUGGUGAUGCGUGGAGUCCAGAAAGUUAGCGCCAAAACGACCACGUCUAGCAUGUUAGGAGCCUUCAGAGACGACUCCAAAACACGGGAAGAAUUCCUUUCCUUCAUCAGCUAGGUAGACUCCACACUGCAUCCGCAUGGACUGGAUGAACUACUUACACAUUUCUAAUCGAUUUAAUCACAUCACAGCAGCUUACAUACUGUAUCAUAGGACUCGAAAUGUAUGGGAUUUAGUCAAUUGUAUAAAAAUAUAUACAAUGUUUGUACAAAGUUUCCUGUUUGUUAAUAAGAUAAAAUAGUGGUCAUUUUUCUUUAAUAGUUACAUACCUCUAUAUGUUUAGAUAUAGGAUAAAUAAAAGAUGAAAUGAAA
This is a messenger RNA of Penaeus vannamei (Pacific white shrimp), 1155 nucleotides long. The record is from RefSeq and is a predicted model, not a curated record. Lineage: Eukaryota; Metazoa; Arthropoda; Malacostraca; Decapoda; Penaeidae.